CCCUAGUCUCUUUCUCUCUCAAAUUUAGAACUUUUGACCGGUUUCGUCGUAACAUCAGACCAUCUCCGUGAGCUUGGUGGUUCAGUCAUCCGUCUAACCAUAACCCACUGCAAAAUUGAGCUCGAUGGCUGGUGGUUCCGAUGUGGCCGAGACCACGACUCUCUCCUGCGCUCGGUGUGGCAAACCUGCGCACCUUCAGUGUCCCAAGUGCAUGGAAUUAAAGCUUCCUCGUGAAGGCGGUGCUUUCUGCACUCAGGAUUGUUUCAAGGCUUCUUGGAGCUCUCAUAAAUCAGUGCAUUUGAAGGAAAAGCAGUCCUCAUUUGGGACAGGUACUCCGCGUGAACAAAAUUCAAACUUUCUUGAUGAAGGUUGGCUAUAUUGCUUGAAGAAAGGACAGGCUCGAACUCCAAAACUUCCUUAUUUUGAUUGGACGGGGACACUGAGGCCAUAUCCUAUAUCUAGUAGACGUGCUGUACCUGCUCAUAUUGAGCAACCUGACUGGGCAGUUAGUGGUAUCCCACAAAUUGAGCCAAAUAGUGAUCUGCAGCAUGUUGUAGAGAUCAAAACUCGGAAUCAAAUCGAGAGAAUGAGAGAGACUUGUCGAAUUGCAAGAGAAGUUUUGGAUGCAGCUGCUCGUGUAAUUCGGCCUGGUGUAACAACUGAUGAGAUUGAUCGAGUGGUUCAUGAUGCAACUAUUGAAGCUGGAGGAUACCCAUCUCCCCUCAAUUAUCAUUUCUUCCCAAAGUCUUGCUGCACGUCAAUUAAUGAAGUAAUUUGCCAUGGAAUUCCAGAUGCCAGGAAAUUAGAGGAUGGUGAUAUUGUCAAUGUGGAUGUGACUGUUUGCUAUAAAGGUGUUCAUGGUGAUCUCAAUGAAACAUUCUUUGUGGGUAAUGUUGAUGAAGAGUCUCAACGGUUGGUCCAAUGUACUUAUGAGUGCUUGGAGAAAGCAAUAUCUAUUGUGAAACCUGGAGUGCGAUUUCGGGAGAUUGGGGAAGUCAUUAAUCGUCAUGCUACAAUGUCUGGGUUCUCUGUGGUAAAAUCUUAUUGCGGUCAUGGUAUUGGAGAGCUCUUUCAUUGCGCACCAAAUAUUCCUCAUUAUGGAAGAAACAAAGCGGUUGGUGUGAUGAAGGCUGGACAGACCUUUACAAUCGAACCAAUGAUCAAUACUGGUGUUUGGCGUGAUCGGAUGUGGCCUGAUGGAUGGACUGCUGUCACUGCUGAUGGCAAACGCAGUGCUCAGUUUGAACACACUCUUCUGGUAACGGAGACCGGAGUUGAGGUUCUUACAGCGCGGUUGCCUUCCUCCCCAAAUGUGUAUCCUUGGCUAAGUGCUUAAGCGUCGACAGGUGUCCGUAUGGUAAACCUGGAUGGUGGAUGCAAGAGAGUGAUCUACCAAAUUCUGUAACAUCGGUAAACCAUCAUAAAUCAUUGAGUGAGGAAUUACUAAAAUUUCCUUUUGCUGGAUGCGAAAUGUUGUUUGUAACUUGAUAGAUUACUUCAAUUAAUAUAAAAGUUCCCAAUUGUGCUCUGGUGUUUCACA
Corylus avellana is the source of this 1540-nucleotide messenger RNA. RefSeq names its product methionine aminopeptidase 1A (gene MAP1A). NCBI's taxonomy places the organism in Eukaryota, Viridiplantae, Streptophyta, Magnoliopsida, Fagales, Betulaceae. Gene Ontology annotation, cellular component: cytosol. The record is from RefSeq and is a predicted model, not a curated record. Gene Ontology annotation, molecular function: metalloaminopeptidase activity. Gene Ontology annotation, biological process: proteolysis.